AUGGCUGCCCGAAGUGCCGCUGAAGAGAUGGAGAGGCUCCAACUGUCCGAUGAAGAUACUGAAGAUCUGUGGGACUCGCCGUCCAAAAGAGGAGCGAAGAAAGGACCCAACCCAAAGUCAUCCGUUGAGAUCCCCCCGGCAGAGUCACAAGCGUCUCACAGUGGAGGCGACACACUUUUCGAUCGAGAAGAGGCGCGUGAAAUAGCCCUCCACAACGAAUUGCAAUCUGUGCGGAACAUCAAUGAGGUCCUUGAAGGCCUUUUGAGCAGUAUCGACCGUGCCAAGGGAAAUAUGGAGACCGUCUCCAACACAGUUACAUCCGCGUCGACUCUCCUCAACACAUGGACCCGCAUUUUGUCCCAGACCGAACAUAACCAGCGUUUGAUACUCAACCCGAACUGGCAAGGCGCUACCCAAGAUGUCGCCGAUAUCGAGAACGAGGCUAUACAGAGGCAGCAGGCGGCUGAGCGACGCGAACAGGCUCUCCAGCAUCAGCGAGAAGCAGCGGCCCGCAAGGCCGAGGAGGACGAGAGGCGACGAGCAUUGAAUACCAGAGGUGGUAGGGGAACCAGUCGAGGCACAGUCCGCAGCACCGGGCUCGGAAGGACGCCGAGUGUGAACACCAGCCGCACGGGAACUCGGGGAUCAUCAACGACGACGACCCGGCGACCGGUGAGUGGGAUUGGGCGAGGAGCUGGAACCGGAACCGGAACCGGAACUACAAGUGGAAUUGCCCGUGGUCGUGGAAAGGCAUAA
Penicillium cinerascens is the source of this 756-nucleotide messenger RNA. RefSeq names its product DASH complex subunit DUO1. NCBI's taxonomy places the organism in Eukaryota, Fungi, Ascomycota, Eurotiomycetes, Eurotiales, Aspergillaceae. The transcript has 2 exons. Bases 1 to 756 code for a protein of 251 amino acids. Gene Ontology annotation, cellular component: mitotic spindle; DASH complex. Gene Ontology annotation, biological process: mitotic cell cycle. The record is from RefSeq and is a predicted model, not a curated record.